This is a messenger RNA of Solanum dulcamara, 1223 nucleotides long. RefSeq lists its product as uncharacterized. Gene Ontology annotation, molecular function: small GTPase binding. Gene Ontology annotation, cellular component: Golgi apparatus; membrane. The coding region runs from base 209 to 1051 and encodes 280 amino acids. The transcript has 6 exons. The record is from RefSeq and is a predicted model, not a curated record. Gene Ontology annotation, biological process: vesicle-mediated transport. Lineage: Eukaryota; Viridiplantae; Streptophyta; Magnoliopsida; Solanales; Solanaceae.
UUGGCAAGGAGAUCCACCACCCCUCGCUUGAAAAAACCAAACCAACAAAACCCCAAAAAGGAAAAAAGAAAUAAAAAAUAAAAAAGGGAACAAUAGAAACAAUUUGGGGAGGAUCACAGAUCUGUGUCUGAGACUGAGCUGAAAGAAGAAAUUUGCAUAUAUACAGACAUAAAAAUCCCCUUUAUUCGUAUAUAGAAAAGAAACGAAGAUGAUGUCCAGCAACUACACCGCAAUUGAUAAUCAAAAUGUUUCAGGAUCUGUUCCGGCAGCCGCAGAUCCACCUGGUCAAGUUGCCGUCAAAUUCACUGAGUCGAAUUUGCAGACAUUUCCACCUUCCAGUUCCCAUGGGAAAAUCUCUGGUGCUUCUGGACCUCCACGCGAUGCUGACGAUACAUUCUCUAAACCAGUAUCCGGUUCUGAUGAGCCCCAGCAGAGUGGUUGGUUUCGCGCUUUCACUAUUGCUGCUUAUAAGCCCUAUUUUGAUGUUGAUACCUCUGAUGUUCUAGAGAGGAUAAAAGAUUCACUCCUUCCAUUCACGGGGUCCUUUUCGGAGAAGACUGCCGAUAAGCCAGAUUUGUAUGGCCCGUUCUGGAUAUGCAGUACCUUGGUUUUUGUUGCGGCUUCCAUUGGUACAUUUAUUACCUAUAUAGCACACAAGCUACAGAACAAGGAGUGGAACUAUGACAUCAACCUUGUCACAUGGUCCGCGGGUUUAUUCUAUGGUUAUUCCACUAUAGUUCCUCUUUGCUUGUUUCUAGUCCUCAAGUACUUCUCUGCUCCAUCUGGUCUCGUUCAGCUGCUGUGCCUUUAUGGCUAUUCCCUUUUUGUCUUCAUUCCAGCAUUGUGUCUGUCUCUUAUUCCCUGGGAGAUAGUGAGAUGGGUGGUUGCUGGUGUAGCUGGCUUCAUGUCUGCCACAUUUGUUUCUCUUAAUCUGAAACACCAUAUAGCAUCGGCUGGCGAAAGGUGGUUCUUUAUUGUGGCUGCUAUCUUCCUGUUGCAACUUGCUCUUGCUUUGGUACUGAGGGUUUACUUAUUCAACGUUACAGUAUAGCUAUGACACUAUUGAAAUGUGUCGAGGAUCGGUUUGAACAUGUCAUAUUAAUCACAGAGUGAGCACACUGUUCUUCGUAUCACUUGACUGGAAGUGUGGCUUGGUCAUUGAAACGGAACUGUAUUCAUUCAUUUUUGACGAUAUACAAUAAUAUAGUUCACUUUCAACAAAA